AUGACUAAUACAGGUAGUAGUGAUGAUGAAAGGAGGGCUCGCCAAGAAGCCGAGAUCCGAGGAAGAAAUGACUUCACUCUACAAGCUAUGCACCAACAAUUCGAAAGAUGGACCUUGCAAUUUCAAGAGAUCAAGGAUGCCAUUGCUGAACAAAAUGAGACAAUAGCUGAACUUAGGAGGGGAGGUCAACAUGUUGUACAACCACAAAAUAAUCCUAGGCCUCAAAAUAGAAGAAAUAUGCCCCAUGGCCCCAUUGUAAAUCAAGAAAACCCUAUAGAUGAUUUUGUUGAUGAUCUUGAUGUAAAUCUAGAUAGGGUAGGGAGAGAUAGGAGGGGACAACGAGGAAGAGUGGAAGAUGAUAACAUCAAUAGCAUAAAGAUGAAGAUGCCAACUUUCAAGGGCACAAGAGAUCCAGACUUGUACCUUGAUUGGGAGCGGAAAGUUGAAGCCAUUUUUGAUUGUCACAACUAUUCUGAAGCUAAGAAGGUAAAACUUGCCGUUGUUGAAUUUUCUGACUAUGCUUCUAUUUGGUGGAAAAGGCUUACAAGGGAUAGACAACAAGAUGGAGAACCACCCAUUGCUACUUGGGCUGAGAUGAAGAGAGUCAUGAAGAAGAGGUUCGUGCCUUCCCACUUUCAAAGAGACCUACAAAUGCGUCUUCGAAGAUUGGAGCAGGGAACCAUGACUGUUGAUGAAUACUUCAAAGCUAUGGAUAUGGCUAUGAUCCAAGCUAAUUGUGUAGAAGAUGAAGAGGCCACUAUGGCUAGAUUUCUUAAUGGUUUAAAUAAAGAAAUAGCUGAUGUAGUAGAGAUACAACAAUAUGUAACUUUAGAUGAGUUAGUGGACAUGGCUGUAAAAUUAGAAAAGCAAAUUAAAAGAAAGCAGCAAGCUAGCUCAUGGAGGAGUCAGCCAAACACCAAUUCAAAGAAGCCAUGGCCGAAACAAGAUGUGACUUCUAGGCCUCAAGAAGGCAAGGGGAAGGCCAAAGUAGAUGAAAAGGAGGGAGGUAAAACUUUUAAUCCUAAAUCACCAAAACCUUCUAGUUCUAUUCAAUGUUACAAAUGUCAUGGAAGAGGGCAUAUGAUGCAUGAAUGUCCAAAUAGAAGAAAUAUUCUCAUGAAAGAAGAUGGAGAGUAUGAGAGUGAAAAAAGUGAGGUAGAGGAAGAAGAGGGAGGUGUGAGUGAAGAUGAUGUAGAGUUGCCUAAUAGUGGUUUUGUUGGGGUAGCUAGGAAGAUUCUUGAUGGAGAAAAUGAGAGUAAAAAAAGUGAGAAAGACGAAGAAGAGGGAGGUGUGAGUGAAGAUGAUGUAGAACUUCCUUUUAAUGAGUUGCAGUAG
Lycium barbarum (goji berry) is the source of this 1335-nucleotide messenger RNA. RefSeq lists its product as uncharacterized. Gene Ontology annotation, molecular function: zinc ion binding; nucleic acid binding. Bases 1 to 1335 code for a protein of 444 amino acids. The transcript has a single exon. NCBI's taxonomy places the organism in Eukaryota, Viridiplantae, Streptophyta, Magnoliopsida, Solanales, Solanaceae. The record is from RefSeq and is a predicted model, not a curated record.